CAAAGAUGGACUCCACUCUGCUGAUCAGAGAUAAGAAUUUCAGAUUGUUAAUGAAAAGCGAAUUAUGUGUUUCUAUCAGAGUCUCAGUUGUGAGAUCUCCAGUUGUUAAACCAUAACUGACUCAGAAAUGCUCUUUUUCAGCAGCACUCUGCUUCAUACUCACACAGUCAAACACAAUCAUACUGGGUGCUGCCUAGUACAACCAGACUGAUACAAGCAGACACUGAUCAGCUGGAGGUUCUAGCUGCCUUGCUCCAGGUCACUUCAGCAGUGUACAGUGAGGGAGGGAGGGAGAGCUGUAUGGAGGGUUGUUCAGAGCUGUUGGGACUAAACCAAACUGACUGAUGAAGCAACACACUGAGCUGAAAGCUACAAACAGACUGAGCUGUUGAUUCUCAGUGGGAUCAGCAGGACUAGUAAAGCUUUAUUACUACAGGGAGUCAUCUGAUUCUCUGUUCACAUCCAAAUAUCACUUGAUGGACCUUUAGCUUGUGUUUGUCUCUGAGUGGACAGACAUAAUGUGAGCUCAUUCUUCAUGAUUCCUCCACAGAGUGGACCAGGAGAGCUCAGAGGUUCCCAGUGGUCAGUCUGCCCAGCAGCAUCAAACAUACCUGGACUCCAUAUUUAUGCUGCUGGAGGAGAACAUCGUCGCUUUUGUGAAGAAUGAGCUGAAGAAGAUGCAGAAGGUUCUGUGUUCAGAUUACCCAGAAUGCUUAGAGAGUCAGAGGGAGGAUGAAGAGGUGUUGGACGGUGAGGAGGAAAAGCAGAGGAGGAGCAGAGAGGCAUUUCUGAAGAUCACACUGCACUUCCUGAGGGGAAUGAAGCAGGAGGAGCUGGCUGACUGUCUGCAGAGCAGGACUCAUGCUGGCAGGUGUCAACGUAAACUCAAGUCUAACCUGAAGAGGAAGUUCCGGUGUGUGUUUGAGGGGAUCGCUAAAGCAGGAAACCCAACGCUUCUGAAUCAGAUCUACACAGAGCUCUACAUCACAGAGGGAGGGACUGCAGAGGUCAACAAUGAACAUGAGGUCAGACAGAUUGAAACAGCAUCCAGGAAAACAGACAGACCAGAAACAACCAUCAGACAAGAAGACAUCUUUAAAGCCUUACCUGGAAGAGAUGAACCAAUCAGAACGCUGAUGACAAAGGGAGUGGCUGGCAUUGGGAAAACAGUCUUAACACAGAAGUUCACUCUGGACUGGGCUGAAGACAAAGCCAACCAGGACAUAGAGUUCACAUUUCCAUUCACUUUCAGAGAGCUGAAUAUACUGAAAGAGAAAAAGUACAGCUUGGUGGAACUUGUUCAUCACUUCUUUACUGAAACCAAAGAAGCAGGAAUCUGCAGGUUUGAAGAGUUCCAGGUUGUGUUCAUCUUUGACGGUCUGGAUGAGUGUCGACUUCCUCUGGACUUCUACAACAAUCAGAUCCUGACUGAUGUUAAAGAGUCCACCUCAGUGGAUGUGCUGCUGACAAACCUCAUCAGUGGGAAACUGCUUCCCUCUGCUCGCCUCUGGAUAACCACACGACCUGCAGCAGCCAAUCAGAUCCCUCCUGAGUGUGUUGACAUGGUGACAGAGGUCAGAGGGUUCACUGACCCACAGAAGGAGGAGUACUUCAGGAAGAAAUUCAGAGAUGAGAAGCAGGCCAGCACCAUCAUCUCCCACAUCAAGACAUCACAAAGCCUCCACAUCAUGUGCCACAUCCCAGUCUUCUGCUGGAUCGCUGCUACAGUUCUGGAGGAUGUGUUGAAAAGCAGAGAGGGAAGAGAGCUGCCCAAGUCCCUGACUGAAAUGUACAUCCACUUCCUGGUGGUUCAGUCAAAACUGAAGAAGGUUAAGUAUGAUGGAGGAGCUGAGACAGAUCCACACUGGAGUCCAGAAAGCAGGAAGAUGAUUGAGUCUCUGGGAAAACUGGCUUUUGAGCAGCUGCAAAAAGGCAACCUGAUCUUCUAUGAAUCAGACCUGACAGAGUGUGGCAUCGAUAUCAGAGCAGCCUCAGUGUGCUCAGGAGUGUUCACACAGAUCUUUAAAGAAGAGAGAGGGCUGUACCAAGACAAGGUGUUCUGCUUCAUCCAUCUGAGCAUUCAGGAGUUUCUGGCUGCUCUUCAUGUCCAUCUGACAUUCAUCAACUCUGGAGUCAAUCUGCUGUUAAAAAAACAAACAACAUCCCAGAAGUCUGAAACAAGAAAAGACAAAUCUGCAGAGACACACUUCUACCAGAGUGCUGUGGACGAGGCCUUGCAGAGUCCAAAUGGACACCUGGACUUGUUCCUCCGCUUCCUCCUUGGUCUUUCAAUGCAGAACAAUCAGACUGUCUUACAAGGCCUGCUAAAACAGACAGGAAGUAGCUCACACACCAAUCAGGAAACAGUCGGGUACAUCAAGAAGAAGAUCAGUGAGGAUCUGUCUGCAGAGAAAAGCAUCAAUCUUUUCCACUGUCUGAAUGAACUGAAUGAUCGUUCUCUAGUGGAGGAGAUCCAACAGUACCUGAGAUCUGGAAGUCUCUCCACUGAUAAACUGUCUCCUGCUCAGUGGUCAGCUCUGGUCUUCAUCUUGCUGUCAUCAGAAAAAGAUCUGGAUGUGUUUGACCUGAAGAAAUACUCUGCGUCAGAAGAGGCUCUUCUCAGGCUGCUGCCAGUGGUCAAAGCCUCCAACAAAGCUCUACUAAGUGGCUGUAACCUGUCAGAGAGAAGCUGUGCAUCGCUGUCCUCAGUUCUGAGCUCCCAGUCCUGUAGUCUGAGAGAGCUUGACUUAAGUAACAACAACUUUCAGGAUUCAGGAGUGAAGCUACUGUCUGCCGGACUGGAGAGUCCACAGUGUACACUGGAAACUCUCAGUCUGUCAGGAUGUCUAAUCACAGAGGAAGGCUGUGCUUCUCUGGCUUCAGCUCUAAGCUCGAACCCCUCCCAUCUGACAGAGCUUGACUUGAGCUACAAUCAUCCAGGAGCCUCAGGAGAGAAGCUGCUGUCUGCUGGACUGGAGGAUCCACACUGGAGACUGAACACUCUCAGGCUGCAGCCUGCUGGAGUCCGAUGGUUGACACCAGGUCUGAGGAAGUAUUUCUGUCAACUCACACUGGAUCCAAACACAGUAAACAGAAAACUCAAACUGUCUGACAACAACAGGAAGGUGACAUAUGUGUAUUAUUAUGAGUCCUGGAGAGUCCUGGAGAGUCCUGGAGAGUCCUGGAGAGUGUCCUGGAGGAUUCUGGUGAGUCCUGGAGAGUCCUGGAGAGUGUCCUGGAGGAUUCUGGUUAGUCCUGGAGAGUCCUGGUGUUCCUGUCAGACUGAGGACAGCAGUGAUAAGUGUGCCAGUCUGAACCAGAUGUGCACUAAGAACCUGUCGCUGCUGUUCGCUCCCAGUCUGUUCCAGACUGACGGGAAAGGAGAAGACGAGGUGAAGAUCGUGGAGGAUCUGAUAGACAACUACCUGUACGUCUUCGAUAGCAUCAAACCAGAGAAGGAGUGGGCUCUGAAGUCCAUGAAGAUCUACAUCGGCAUCCGCAGGAAGCUGAAAGCUCCAACAAGCCCAUGAAGGUGCAGCAGGACUCGUUCGAGGAGCGUUCAGAGUCUCCAGACCUUCCUGAGCCGCUCUACGAGGAGGUC
Messenger RNA from Thunnus maccoyii (southern bluefin tuna), 3601 nucleotides. RefSeq names its product NLR family CARD domain-containing protein 3-like. Gene Ontology annotation, molecular function: protein binding. The coding region runs from base 627 to 3530 and encodes 967 amino acids. NCBI's taxonomy places the organism in Eukaryota, Metazoa, Chordata, Actinopteri, Scombriformes, Scombridae. The record is from RefSeq and is a predicted model, not a curated record. The transcript has 11 exons.